CUUCUCCCCCCCUUUCUCCCCCUUCAUUCCUUGUGACCCGCUCGCGUCCUCCACUCUAAAUCUUCAUCUUCGAUCCUUUAUUUUUUGACUAUCUUUGUUCCCUUCCUUUCCUUCAUUUCUUAAUUCUCACCUGGCUUGUCCAGCCAUGUGUCCUGGUCAUCUUUACCUCCUCUAGACUAGCACAAUGCCACUCAACACCUUUGCCUUGAGUGUGGCCCUCACUCCGGCCGUCCUCCAGACCCUGAUCUCGCAUUACGUCCAUCGCAAGUCGCUUCGUGAGAAGCCCAACGUCCACAUCACCUACGAUGAAGCCAUCCGCAUCCUGCGUGAAUUCCUCGUCUAUGCGUCCAAGCAUCCCGUGGAGGAUCUACAGGCCUUUACCUGCCAGAGAGUGCCUGCACCCCAUUGGGUGAAGCUGCAAACCGUGACGGUGUCGGAGGCAUACCUCUCGUCAGCGGCGAAGGCUAUCAACCAGCAGUUGGGCCCCAAGGGCAUCGCGCGGGUUGGAGGGAGUGAGUGGUGGCAAUGGCGUGGACCAGCCGAGGACCUCAAGGGGGAGUGGAUUGAGAUGAAGGAUGAUUACAACGAGCGGAAGCAGACGAGUCGCGAUCAUCCGAGCCAGAAGCGGAUCAUGCUGUAUAUCCACGGUGGGGCGUACUUCUUUGCUAGUCUGGAUACCCAUCGCUAUCAGAUGCAGCGACACGCCAGGAAACUCAAAGGUCGGGUUUUUGCACCUAAAUAUCGCCUGGCGCCGCAGUUUCCGUUCCCGUGCAGUCUACAAGACUCGCUGGCUGCAUACCUGUACCUGUUGGAGGAUCAUGAUCCGAAAGAGAUUAUUUUCGCCGGUGACUCGGCCGGUGGAGGAAUGGUCUUCUCAAUGCUUGUCAUUUGUCGCGAUCAAGGACUGCCUUUGCCUGCGGGUGCUAUUUUAAUUUCUCCCUGGGUGGACCUCACGCAUUCAUUCCCCAGCAUUGUCGCGGACAACCCGGGCGAUUAUAUUCCUCCCUAUGGCUUCAGGCAUAAACCCUCCGCUGCAUGGCCGCCGCCAAAUGCGGACGAGCUGCGUGAGCUCAAGAAAGGCCUCAAAAAACACCCACCCAGCCAGAGUGAGGCUCUUAAGGCCAUCCCGAAUGACAGCGAGGCCGAAGAUACAGCAGCGAAGGGGUAUUCGAGCCGUAGGAACAGCGCGGCUGAUGCAGAACGUGCCUGCGACAUCGAGCACGAGACUGUCAAGGUGGUACUUGAUGGGGAAACAGUGGAGGUCAAGGACCAGAUUCACAUGUACACGACCAACGAACUCUUGUCCCAUCCUCUUGUUUCUCCUGUCUUCCAGCCAUCAUUGGGGGGCCUACCUCCCCUGCUGAUCCAAAGCGGAGGCGGCGAAAUGCUACGAGACGAGCAGUUCUACAUUGCACAUAAGGCCGCCAACCCGACGGCAUACCCGCCCAGUGACAAGUUUCUCGAUGAGCAUGAUCCAUCACGGGAGAUCCUCCGCAAAUACCCCGGUACCCAUGUGCAGCUUCAAGUCUGGGACGACCUCUGCCACGUUGCUCCCACUCUCAGCUUCACCCGUCCAGCGAAGUAUAUGUACCGGGCGAUUGCUCAAUUCGGGGCCUGGGCUCUGGCAUGUGCGCAGAAAGAGGAGGUGGACAUCGAAGAUCAGCGGUCCGGGUCAUCCAGCGACUCUGAUAACCCAGGAGACGCUACUAAUGGCACAGCCAACGGCACUGCAGUCGCAUCGGUUGGAAAGGCAGGCGAUCCAUUACCGGCCUUCAAAGAUCGCAUGAUCCGUCAACGGGUCGACAAACGCGGCAAUAUCUACCCGCUUGAUCCUCCGUCUGAAUGCCCUGUUCUCCAGAUUCCCAGCUCCGAAGUCGGUACUUUCAAUCCCAAGCUUGUUCGGGGAUGGCUGGCAGCCAAGGAGGAGUGGGACGAGAAAUUCGCGAAGGAAAGGCUCCGGGUUCAGCGACAGCGGAUCAAGGAACUGGCCUACGGGCUCCAAGCGUUCAAGGACGAGCUGCCUCCCCCCAGUUCACUCGCUGCGAGACGACAUGCUCCUGGCGUCUUGCCCUCAAAGACCGGCCGCAAGAGUUACCCCAUGACCAUGUGGAGCAGACUGGCCAGCAAGCAGGAUGAAAGAUCUAUCGCGAAAGAACAGCUGAAAGGAGGCGAGGUCAAACGAAAGAGUGUCGAUGCCGGGCGCGCCGGAGCGUCAAUGGACGAGGCCAACAGAUCGAAAGCCGAGAGUUUACGCCCGUCCUCCCAACCGGCCACCCUUGCCUCGCAUCCUACAAAUAUAGUCAUUGUUCCAACACAGUCAGAGAAAGGGAGCGUAGCCUCUCACAAGACGUCAGCCGACGCAGUUGAUCAGCUGGGAACCUCUCCCCCGCAGGGUACAGCUCUCAGUAAGUCCAGCAGCCGACUCAUGUUACUACCCGAAUACGAGGGGAAAACGCUCCUCGACGAGAACGCCAGCACAAGGACGCUUUUCCGUGAAGCCGGCGCCAUCCCCACAUCAGAUGGCGCUUGGUCACGACUGCGCCAACGUCCAUUGUCCCAUGCCGGUUCCGGCACUAUUCGCAGCGAAUUUACCUCCGAGCUCCCUGAAGAUAGCAGCACGAUCGGCGAUGAGAAGUCCCUUGCAGUCACCAACACAGGAGUCGACGAAGCCAGUACCCGUGCUGUGCUGCGCGCCGGUGGCGUGGUGGGACUGAUGAGCGAUGAUGGCGACUCAGCGUAUCGCUCGUUUGAUGCGCAGUCGGCAACAGAUGCGGGGGAUGCUGAAUCUGCACCUGGAGGUGUCCAGGGUGAUUCUGGAGGGGUGAAUGGCAGUGCUGAAGUUGACAAGCACGCGCGUCCGACCAUGCCGGAUCGCGAGUUCUUCAAGACAGCCGAGGAGUAUGUGCCUUAUUGAGUUGGCAGUCAGUGGUUGUCGGAGAUCAUAUACCUCUUGAACUCCUGUCAUUUCCUGCAUUGCGUCAUGGCAAGUAUAUGUCACUGUUCUACCUAGCCUUGAUCUAUCGUUUCGUUAUUUUGAAAUACCCCUUCGUUUGCAUAUUACAAAGACAUACACCAACUUGAAUACCUGCAUGACUGUACAUACCGCAAUCACAUAAACCUGAAUUUAACCAUAACACAUUUUGGGU
Messenger RNA from Aspergillus welwitschiae, 3146 nucleotides. Its product is annotated as lipase/esterase family protein. The transcript is spliced from 4 exons. NCBI's taxonomy places the organism in Eukaryota, Fungi, Ascomycota, Eurotiomycetes, Eurotiales, Aspergillaceae. The coding region runs from base 185 to 2914 and encodes 909 amino acids. The record is from RefSeq and is a predicted model, not a curated record. Gene Ontology annotation, molecular function: hydrolase activity.